AUGACAAACUUUUGUGUAUUUACAGUACAAAACGUGCUUGAGUCUGUCCUUUACAUAUUAUUUUUUAACGUUUUAUUUAUUUUGUUGUUGUGGUCUUUUCUGUCGACCGUCCUUACUCCAAUUGCUACAGUCCCGUCGAAAUACAAGUUAACAGAUGAAGAAAUCGAACUUUUUGACAAUACUGACGAUAUAAAUAAGAAUUUGAUUUUGGACAGAUUUUGCCAAGCAAAGAAUCUCGUUAUUGAAACACGAUACCCCGCCACCUGUAUACGAUACUGUUUUAAAUGCAAACACAUAAAGCCCGACAGAGCCCGUCAUUGUUCGAAAUGUGGUGUAUGCGUUUUAAAAAUGGAUCAUCACUGCCCAUGGGUUAACAAUUGCAUUGGAUUUUCGAACUUAAAGAAUUUUCAUCUAUUUCUGUUGUACUCAACUUUGUACAGUGUUUACCUUGUAUGUACUUCUUUGAAAUAUGUGGAAGUGAUUUUACAUGAAGUGCAAUUACAAGUUGUAUUUGUAGGGUAUUUAAUAUUUUUUUACGCAAUUUUCGCAGCAACAUUGUUAUUGUACAACUGUAGGCUGUUGUGUAAGAAUCAAACUUCGAUCGACGCAUUACAAGCACCAAUUAUUGCAAUAGAAAAUGGUACUUACGAUUUGGGUUGUCGCAAGAAUUUUCUACAAGUUUUUGGGGACAAGUGGCGAUUGUGGCCGUUUCCAAUACCUUCCAGUUUAGGGACAGGCUGUACUUUUCCCAUUAGAAUAUUGAACACUGGUUCCAGUGUGUAAUUGUUUCCAUGAAGUUGAAAAUAAUAUGUAAA
Messenger RNA from Anoplophora glabripennis (Asian longhorned beetle), 815 nucleotides. RefSeq names its product probable palmitoyltransferase ZDHHC20. Gene Ontology annotation, cellular component: endoplasmic reticulum; Golgi apparatus. The transcript has 4 exons. Gene Ontology annotation, biological process: protein targeting to membrane; peptidyl-L-cysteine S-palmitoylation. Bases 1 to 783 code for a protein of 260 amino acids. NCBI's taxonomy places the organism in Eukaryota, Metazoa, Arthropoda, Insecta, Coleoptera, Cerambycidae. Gene Ontology annotation, molecular function: protein-cysteine S-palmitoyltransferase activity. The record is from RefSeq and is a predicted model, not a curated record.